CCAGAGCCUGACACGGGGCUCAAUCUUGUGACCUGAACCGAAACCAAGAGUCAGAUGUUUAACUGACUGAGCCACCCAGGCGCCCACCAUUAAGGCCUUUUAAAAAGCGUUCCUCGGGGAGGUGACGCCUCCCCGGCUCUGCUGUCGGCUUGCUGUGUGAGCUCGGGCCCUUCCCUCCCCCGCUCUGAGCCUCCAUUUUGCCACCAUCUCUGUGACCUCCACCGCCGCCAUCUGGUGAGUCUCUGGAAGGUUCUGAGGCCCCAGGUUUGGAGCGGCUGCCUCGGGUGUCUGUAGGUGCCCCUGGGUCUUCGGGCUGGGACCCCACUUCUGGGGGUCUCCCCUGGGGAAGGGGAAAAGAUCUAGGCCCGCAGACAGAGGCGUGCGUCCUCACGCCUCUCCGGAACACGAGAAGCGGAGCAGCCGGGUAGGGUCCGGCGUUGACGUCUGGGCCAGGCGGCUGUGAUGGAGCCACCGGAGGGCACGCCGUGUCGAGACGCUGCGAGGAAAGGCCGAGGCAGCCCGCCUCGACACACAGCGAGCCCCUCCUGGGAGCGGGUCCGCCCAGGGCUCAGCAGAGGUGGGCCGAGCGUCUGCUGCGUCUUUCUCGCUUGCGCAGAUCUUGUUGAAUGAAGAAAACGUCACUUAAGCCACAAAGCCCACCGCCUGGCCGGGGUGACACUGACUCACAUCAUCACCGCAUAUUGCGCCCCGAAACCAGAGACGUUGAUGUCGUGGGGGCCAGCAAGGCGGCGCCCUGGCCGGGGCGUGUUUGGGGCCAUUGAAAAUGAGCAGAGGUGACUUGGGGGGGGUGCUGAAGGGGCCGCUGAGGUUGGGGAGUGCGUGGGGGCCCCUCAAGGCCGAUGCUGGUGGCUGUGCUGCCGCGUCGGGGCGGGGCCCGUCCUCAAGCGUCCGUCCGCGUGCGGAGCGUUCAGAGCGUGAUGUCUGGAAGGGACGUCUGUGGAGCACAGUUCUGUGGUCACGUUAGCACUGGGCCCGGUACUUUGCCCUUAAGAUGCCUUGACAUCCUUUUCGACAAACCCCGACUCCGUAGAGCUCAAGGUGGGUGUGCGAACAGAGGCGCACCAGGGAGUGGCUCACUUUUCCGGAACCGAGUUGGGGAUUAGCGUGGCGUCGGCAGCUGACCUGCGGGAGGACCCCCCGUGGGCCCCGACACUUGCCGUCGGGAGUUUCGUGUUCGUUCGGCUUCUGAUGUCAGGCGCUGUAAAUGGCUGCUUUUUAAGCUACAAAACUGGGGCCCAGAGAGGCCAGGCUUCUGAAGGCCACGGAACCCGGGAGAUUCUACGUGGCCGUCUGGCAGCCGCAGCCUGGGCUCCUCCCCGGGGCCAGCGGCUCUGCCACUGGAUGCCGUGUCCUCGGGGAUCUGGGCUUCCUGUGCCCUUACCACGCCGGCCAUCGGCGCCCCACGUCCCUGCCGGGGCCGUGUUGACCCCAAUGAAGCCGCAGGAUGUGGCUGCCCACAAGCUCACGGCCUACUUCUGACCCCUCCCGGCCUGUCUUGGGUCCCUCUGAGGCCUUGGGUGUCCAACAGGACCCAGGGCCAGACCUCCUUCCUUCCCACUUCUGCACCUAAGUCGAGGGUGUGCUCUGCGUGAUUCAUUAGCAACUGGCUCUUGUGGGGAGGAUGUUUCUCCUACACGUGACCUUGGAGAAAGGCCAAGUUUAAUGCCGAGGAGACGUGUGGACUAGGCAGGCCGAGCCCUCUGGGGGUCUGGGCUUCCGUGGCUCUGGGCCCUGCGGCUCGGCCAACAUCAGGGUUCCUGCUGGGGGCUCUGAGCUCCUGCCGCACGGUGUCCACUCGGGCCCCAGGCGACUUGGUCACUGGUAAGACAAGAGGCUGGGAAGGAAUUUCUCCAGGAUGACCCAGAGACUCACCCCUGCGUCCCGUCACCUUGUUCUGCAAGUGACCCCUGACGUUCAGACGACUGACCGUGCACCACCCUCAGGCCCUGCCCCUGCCUCUGGAUCAGCCUGUCCCCGUCAGAGCACAAGGCCCCAGCUGUGUGAGUGAGGACCGUCUCCCCGGACCCUUGGCCUCAGUCUGCCCAUCUGUAAAGUGGGAUUGGCCUGGGCCCAGGCUUUCCCUCUGCACAGGCAGGGAGGGGUGGCCUGUGCCUGGGCCCAGGGCCCCCGGAGCAGUCCUGCGUGUAUCUGCCUUCCAUCUGGGGUUCUGAGCAAGACGUGCUAAAGGUGCGGAGACCACGGGCAGCACAGAGUCGGAAAGACAUGGGCCCUUGGGGUGUAUCCACCGCCCAUCGGGCGGUGCGGCAGAGGGGGCUUCCUGUCCAGCGGGUGUUUGAUGGGGCAGCGCCUCUCGCCCACAGGACGUGGGCAGGGGCUCCCCGGAGGGGACACGAGCAGGAGGUGGGCUGUCACCGGACGGAGGCAGAACAGGAGCCUCGAGGUUUGGGACGUGGCUCGGGGUCCCGUCGGGCAGGGCCCUGGGUGCUGUGGGAGGUCGGGGAGGGGCUGGGGCCGGUCUCCCCGGUGUCCCCGCCCCCGGCGCUGCCCUGGCACGGCCGGUCCUGCCAGCUGUCCCUGCGCCUGCCAGCAAUGGGCAGGAAGAAGCCGGCAGCCUGGACCCCGGGGUGGGAUGUGCUGGGAUGUCCCCGGAAUGCGGGCCAGCCCCUCCGGCCAUCUGGUCAGAGGCCACCCCGCCACCAGGCAAAUGAAGACCACCCUUCGAGGGUCUGGGGCAAAGGAGGAUUUUCCUGUGGAAGGAGGCCAUGAGCCUACACUCUCGCCUGCCUCCCCGCAUCGCCGCCCCGAGCCGGGCCAUCUCCUCCGUAAGGCGGGAGAGCGUCAGUGCCACCGCCCUGGGCAAGAGCUUCUCCCCAGACCACCCGGAGCCCCUCGAGAGGGUAAGCUCAGGGUGGCGGGAGCUUGGGCAGGAGGAAGCUUCCAGAGAAGGCACUGCCUGCCCCCCCCCCAACUUUUUCUGGCCAGGUCCCCCUGGGCCUCCACGCAGGAGAGGCGGCCGCACUUCCAGAGUGGACAUUACCCCUCCCUGCCGCUGCGGGGCCUGUCCCUGCCCCGGGCUAUUGGCUGCCUUUGUCUUUCUGGGGCUCCACAAAAUGGCCGCCGCAGCCUUCCGCCAUUUUGUGUCUGAGGCAGGCGGGCGGGUGGCCGGCGGGGGAGGAGGGAGGGAGACCACCGCCCGCCCGCCUGCCCCGAGUGGCCUGGACGGAGCCCAGCAGCAGCCCCCGCCCCAGCCCGGCCUUGGCCGCGGCUGCCCUGGGCUUGGCACCAGCCAGAGUCUUGGCAAGGCCGUCCGGGAACCCCGGCCCUUCACCCAGCCCGCCGGCCCCCUCGCCACCCCCCAGCCUCCCCUGACGAGCAGACGGAGAUGCUGUAGACCAGAGCCCAGAAGAGCUGUAAUUAAAGCCAUGCUCCUGGAGGGAGUCCUGGCAGCCACGGGGCCGGCACGGACAGUUCUAGAAAUGACGCUCGCCCGAGUGGGUGGGGAUGGGCUCCCUGGACCCACCGUGACCAGGGCCCCAUCUGUUUCAGGCCACACUGGGGAGACCAGCGGCCCCCUCAGUCCUACACCAGCCACCCUGCCCCCUUACCUGCCUGAGGAGCCUCCGGGCUCCCUGGCUGGGCCUCGUGCUGGGCCCGGGGCUCACGGAGGUCAGUCAGGUUUCCGGUCUGGACGCAGCUACUGCCCGUCCUCAGGAAGCAGGGACGGGGGGCUUCCUGGAGGAGGUGAGCUCUGCAGCCGGGCUUCCCGUGGGGCUGGGGCCAGCCGAGAAUCUAAGGUGCACCAGGCUGGGGGUGAGCCCGUUCCAGCCCAGCCCGCUGCCCUACGCAGUCCUCUCUUCCGCGGGACCCACAUCCCCCGAACCUUGGCUUCCCUGAAGGGCAUUUUGCGGAGCUGGGAGCAACCAGGCGUCUCCCUCCUCGUCAGAGAGCCUCCGGCCUCCUCCUGUGCCUCCUGCUCUCGUUCUGCGCACAGCGUUCUCAAGCUUGCCCCUCUGACAACACCCAGUGGGUCGGAGGGAGCACCCUACAGAGGGGAGUCGGUCGGGCAGGAAGUGGGCGCACGGCAUCCGGACAGCCUUGGCUGCGGGGCCUGGGAGCAAUAUCAGGGAGACGCGGUUGUCCCUGGGCCCGUUCACUGGAGGAACAGGGACUCCAUCGGCCUCGGCAGGUGGAAGGGAGCCGCCGGCCUGCCGGGCGUCGAUGCCCACCCGUGGUACCCAGCCGUGAGGCCGUCAGAGGGCAGUGGACCUCCUAGAGGAGGUUCGUAGAAACGUCCUCGUAGAGGAGGGAAUGGCAUUUGAGGAGAGCAGGCGCCUUUUAAAGGGGCUGGUGCGGAUUCUCAGGCAGCAUGCGGGGUAACGCAGGCGCCGUGGGGGCAAGCGCCGGCCUGUGUCCCCUGCAUCGCCGAGGGUCAGUUACACGCCGUCGAGGGGUAGAAAGCAGGCGUGCAGCAGGGCAGGGCCCCGGGAGCUGCGAGACGGCUUUCCCAGACACCUGUGGCCCAGCCAAGCCCUUCAGGCUGGGAAGGCCGCUGGACGCUGCCCCAGGCCCUUCCCAGACGCUCUCUCCUUGCGGUUCCCAGAGAGAACAUUCCAUCACCAUGAAGUGAGGUUUACUCACGCCCCGGCUCCCUCUGGGGAAGGCCUGCCGGACGGGAUGGUGACCACACGCCAGGCCAGGCGCAGAGCCUCCUGGAGGAGCCGGGAGCCCCGCAGCGGAACGACCGACCGUCUCGGAGGGGGCGGCCGCCAGGUGUGGUUGCCGCGGGGCGGGGUUCAUGCUGGGUGUUUUUAAUGGUACGGGUGCGUCCGGUCCCCUCCCUUACCCCUGCUCCUCGCCUUGUGACCCAGACUGUGGCCCGAACUGAGAACAUUUCAAGUCCGCGUGCGCCUUUGAGGCUGACGCUGUGGCUUCUGACACCCGACGGAGACACGCUCGGGAUCAGAGAGGGCUCUGCGUUCGUGCUUUUCCCUUUGGAAUUUGAGCGAACCCUGGACAGAACAGCCUCCCCGGCCGACGCCUUCUCCCCGGGCACAGAGGCACCUUGCCCUUCCUUCUGACAGCCGCCGGCAUCCGGGUCCCACUCUACAGGGUGGGCGGCUGAGGCCGGAGGUACCAACCUGCCCACGGCUCGCCGCCAGAGCAGGGGGCCCGGACCGUGACCCGGUGGACCUCCGAGCCAGCUGUCCCCUCCUCCCGCCUGCCCACAGCCCCCGUCGAUGCCAGUGUGUCUGCAGAGCUGGCCAGCCUCCCCGGGCAGCGCCAGCCCCAGCCCCCCCGGCUUCCCAAGUGGUCCUUUCUGGGACCUCCGAACUCGGGCAAAUGUGGCAGUGACAGUUCAGCCUCCUCUGUAUGCCUGGCCCUCCUCCAGGCUCAGGACAUCACGGCGGGCCCGGCCCCUGCCCUGGGGAGCACCCAUUUCCCCAGGCCUGGCCACCUUCACCACGCCAGCUCGGAGGCCUCUGGGGACAGGAAAGCAAGGAGCUGGAGUGGGACAGUCUUCUGAGGCGACAGCCGUGGGGGAAGCUGGACAGGGAAGGUGCCAACGAGAGAACGCUUUGGGGCCCUGAGACAGAAGGAGGGCUGGGGCCGGGGCUCCGUCUGGAGGCGUCACCCACCUGCGUGGCCUUUGCGGCCCAGAGGGAAGCGGGGCCGUGGAAAGAGCCUGGGGCCAGAGAAAUUUGGAUCCCAGCUCUGGUUCUGCUGGCCCACCCCCCCCCCCCCCCAGACAGGCUUUUGGGGGCCGUGAGGCCACCGGGCCUCGUACUCCCUGAGCGGAGGAGUCAGUCUUUAGGUUGGAGGUUUUUCCGUCACGGGUAUUCUCGCGUUCAUUGUGAGAAUUUUACUUCAAAAUAACUUGUCCUCGUCGCUUGAGUUUCGGCGCCCCAUAAAUUGUGUGCCGGAGGUGAGGGUCUGGCUGGCUCCCUGCUGCCUGGCCACACCAGGCCCACAGUGGGCACACGGUCCCUGUGCACGUCGGUCAGACUGCCUGGUACGCAUGUCUCCUGAACUUUAUGGGCCGUGUUUGCAGGGACAGACCCACGCCCCCCCCCCCCGCCACUGCCCGGGCCCCCGGAUGCCACCCCUACAGCUUUUUCCCAGACUCCAUUGUUGGCACGGCUUGCCGAGCAGAAACACUGGCCGCUUUAUGGGGAGAAACCUAAUCGGGGCGGCAGUGGCGGGGGGCAGCCACGGGGGGGCUCCCGGCUCUCAGUGGCCCCGAGCCAAGCCCGAGGUGACCGCGGGGUGACACCGUCUGUCUGCCUCCCUUGCUCCAGACAUCCGCCCAGCCCUGAAAGGGCCACCUGCCCGCCGAGGCCUCCCACACACACCUGUCCCUGGCCGGCCCGGCCCCUCCCACCGGGGCCCGCCCAGCACCCUGCCCACAAGCGGACACCGAGGGGGACUGGGAUGGGGCCGCUGCCCACCACUCUCCCCCGCAGCCCUGCUCAGGGAGCCCCGUUCACAGUGCGCUCCUGCCCCUGCCGCCAGCCCUCCUCCAGGCUGACGGGGAAGGGUCUCUUUGGUCUGUCUCGGGAUUCCUCCCCAGGCCGAGGGCGCUGGUGAUUCGUGGGACUUGCCCGGCAGGUGGACCCGGCCAAUCUUCCCCUCCAGCUCAGACUCCCCGAGUUGGGGCCUUUUCCCCGCUAGCUCAGAAAUGUCUCUGCACAUGGGUCACCGACCCAGAAACGUAAACCCUGCCCCUGACCCAAAAAACCCCCUCUCCAGAGCUGUUGGCUAAAGAAAGCCGCGUUUUGGGUGAGCUCUGUUUUGGUAAGGGCAGAGCCAGAGUGGGGACCCUGCUGGGGGUCAUGAUACCUGCUUCCUGGUCACCUAGAGAAAUUUGAAGCAGGCUGUUGAGUAUGCAGGAAACACGCCCCAGGCCCCUGGGGAGAGUGGAUUCCCGCCUCCUCCGCGGGCACCGCUCCCACCCACAGCACCACCUGCCGCAGGGCCGGGUCUCACAGACGUGAGCACAGCUGGUCCCAGAGCUGGGAUUCCCUUUGGGGGCCCCCCGAGGCUUCCGGAUGGGCAGUGAGAGAGGCCCAUGGUGCGGGAGACGGGGCCCUCGUGGGCGAGGAGCUGGGACAAGUGGGGCUGUCAUCCCCAGCAGAGAACAAGCAAGGACAGAGACAGAUGGGCCGGGCGGCUCAGAGGAGGCCUGCCCUGGGCAUUUUUCUUUUCCUUGGAGGACGCAUCUUGCUGGCUUCCCCGCCCCCACCCCCACUUUACGCCAGAGUCCCGAACGGUCGCCUGGCCUGAAUGGCCCAGAACCAGAGGGGUUCUGUGAUCCUUCGAGCAAGCCCUGGCUGAGGCCUCAGGCCGGGUCCUGGGAGCCCCUUCCUCGGGGUUCUGCUCUUGGGAGGACCCCAGGCCUUGCUUGCCACAGGGCAGGAGCCCCCGCCCGCCUAGAGCUCUGGAAAGCGGGGACCUCAGCUCCUCCCUCUUGGGUCCUCCCUACUCCAGGUCCCAGAACAUCUGUGCCAGCUUGGCGUGGGAACGUCGGUGGUCUUGACCAUUCGGGGACAAGCCCGGGUCUCAGUCAUCUCUGACCCAGAGUCGUCCAGCUCACGGCGGCCACGGAGGCCGUUGUCUCCAGGCCCUCGCGGGGAGCGUGUCCCUGGCACUGGAGUGCGGGAUGUGAGGGUUGGUGGGGUGUGCCCGGGCAGGAGCCACAGAGCGGCCGUGGGCGUGUUUCUCCCACACCUGAUCCUUGUUACUUUUUCUCUAA
Herpailurus yagouaroundi (jaguarundi) is the source of this 7732-nucleotide messenger RNA. Its product is annotated as collagen alpha-1(I) chain. The transcript has 3 exons. NCBI's taxonomy places the organism in Eukaryota, Metazoa, Chordata, Mammalia, Carnivora, Felidae. The coding region runs from base 2745 to 4268 and encodes 507 amino acids. The record is from RefSeq and is a predicted model, not a curated record.